GAUUAUAUUAAAAUUUCAGGGAAAAUUUACAAUUGUUACGACAGCGAUAUUAUUAUGCAACAUGGAAAGCCGAUGGAACAAGAUAUAUGAUGCUAAUAACUAUGGAUGGCUGUUACUUGAUUGAUAGAAGUUUCAAUUUUCGAAGGGUGCAAAUGAGGUUUCCUUGCAGAGGCUCAAAUGAUGGUUUGGCUGAGAAGACCCACCACUACACGUUACUUGAUGGGGAGAUGAUCAUUGAUACGUUGCCUGAUUCACAGAAACAGGAGAGGAGAUAUCUUAUAUAUGAUAUGAUAGCAAUUAACCAUGUACCAGUAAUAGAGCGACCGUUCUAUGAACGGUGGAAGAUGCUUGAGAAAGAGGUGAUUGAACCUAGAAACCAGGAACGGCAUAAUACAUACCAGAGUAGAAAUCCUUAUUAUAGAUAUGACCUGGAACCAUUCAGGGUGAGGAGGAAAGAUUUUUGGUUGCUCUCUACUGUCACAAAGCUUUUAAAUGAAUUCAUUAAGAAACUCUCACAUGAUGCAGAUGGCCUCAUAUUUCAGGGUUGGGAUGAUCCUUAUGUACCCCGCACUCAUGAAGGCCUCCUGAAGUGGAAAUAUCCUGAGAUGAAUUCAGUAGAUUUUCUCUUUGAGAUUGAUGAUGAUCGCCAGUCACUGUUCCUUAAUGAACGAGGAAAGAAGAGACUCAUGGAAGGGAGUAGAGUUGCAUUCAGAGAUGGUUCAGAUCCCUUGCUUUAUUCGGGGAAGAUUAUAGAGUGUUCUUGGGAUUUAAAUGAACAGGAAUGGGUAUACAUGCGAACCAGGACAGAUAAAUCAACUCCAAAUGAUGUUAAUACUUACAAGAAGGUUAUGCGGAGCAUAAAAGACAACAUCACACAGGAUAUCUUGUUGAAUGAAAUUUACGAGAUAAUUCGCCUUCCGAUGUAUGCUGACAGGAUAAAAAAUGACAGCAAAGCCCACCACCAUUUUGGUGCAGCACGCCGGAGGUGAUUGGUGAGACUGGCAUUUGAUGCCCAUGACAUCUUCUCUAUCGGUAAGAAUAAGAUGCUAGAAGUGCAUUCGAUCUGGGAAAAACAAGAUCAGCUGCAUCUAUUGAUGCUUGUCUGUGGGAUUAAUUUCAAUUUGUAAUUGGAUUUGACUAUGAUGUGGCCAUCACACAUAUAGGCUGCCUGCUUCUAUUCUGUAAUUAGCUAGGCCCUUUGGUAUUUGCUGUGCAGCUGAGUUGUAUUGUCCAGUUUGCAUAGUUCAAAAUGAGGCCGGAAUAUUCAGAUAAAGAGAAUUAGGUUUAGGAUCACAAUGUAAAGUAUCAAUUUUCUUCUCAUGUAGUGAUUAUAAGCCGUUCAAAAGGUAGCUGUUUCCUAGAUUCUGCUUCCCUUAUAUCAGUCAGAUUUUUCAUUCUGUGAAUAUUAGUGCAAAAGACCCUUCCAUUGUCUA
This is a messenger RNA of Neltuma alba, 1433 nucleotides long. RefSeq names its product mRNA-capping enzyme-like. Gene Ontology annotation, molecular function: ATP binding; mRNA guanylyltransferase activity. The record is from RefSeq and is a predicted model, not a curated record. Gene Ontology annotation, biological process: 7-methylguanosine mRNA capping. The coding region runs from base 87 to 989 and encodes 300 amino acids. Lineage: Eukaryota; Viridiplantae; Streptophyta; Magnoliopsida; Fabales; Fabaceae. The transcript is spliced from 8 exons.